AUGCCAAAGUCAUCCCCGCCAGAUGAGCAUAAGGUUCUCAUCAAGAAGCUCACGCAUGCUUGCGCCAGCUACGACUCCGCGUCGAGGAAGUACCUCACCGCCGUAAAGGCGUUGGACUCCUCCUUGGAGGCCGUGGCCAUCGCCAUCCGUGAGCUCUCGCAGGGGGAGGAGAGCGAGGACGCUGUCACCAGAGUCGACAGGUUCUGCACGUCAGUGGAUCGGCACAUGGCCGGCUCCUCUGCUGGUGCAUCAUUUGGCCACAACAAGUCAGGGCGGCUUUCGGAUUCGGCCGCAUUCAACGGCGCAGAAUACCCCUUCGCUGCUUACAUGAGCGAUUUUACGCGCGAGGUUUCCUCGGCUGUCGACGAGCUCAAGGAGAUCCUCAAGAAAAUUGAGAAGUCUAGGUCAAAGCAUGAUGACCUCGUCGCCAAGUACAACAAAAAACGCAGCGAGGUGGACACGAUGGAGAUGAAGCUGGCCAAGAAGAAUCAGGGCAUUGCGACCAAUGAGAAGUACUCCCACAAGCUGUCCGAUCGCGAUGCCUUGAAGGUGCAGGUGGACACCGGUGAAAGAGAACUCAGAGCCGAGUUCAUGGAACUGCUGCAGAGGCGCACUCGAAUCCUCUUGCAAGUCGUCCAUGGCAUGCAAACGCACUCUUCAAAGUACUACUCGCACCUAUCCAAGGCAAUGCAGGCUUGA
Messenger RNA from Leishmania major strain Friedlin, 699 nucleotides. RefSeq lists its product as hypothetical. The record is from RefSeq and is a predicted model, not a curated record. The coding region runs from base 1 to 699 and encodes 232 amino acids. NCBI's taxonomy places the organism in Eukaryota, Euglenozoa, Kinetoplastea, Trypanosomatida, Trypanosomatidae. The transcript has a single exon.